Messenger RNA from Magallana angulata, 1492 nucleotides. RefSeq names its product galectin-9-like. NCBI's taxonomy places the organism in Eukaryota, Metazoa, Mollusca, Bivalvia, Ostreida, Ostreidae. Gene Ontology annotation, molecular function: carbohydrate binding. The record is from RefSeq and is a predicted model, not a curated record. The coding region runs from base 142 to 1164 and encodes 340 amino acids. The transcript is spliced from 8 exons.
GCCAUUGUAAAUAAACAAAUCAACAUCCCGUGAGGAGUCACCUGACAUGACUUGUGAGGGGGCGUGUAUUUAUCCACGUUAUAAAUUCACUUAAAUUGUACGCACCGAGGAACACGAACUGUACCUCAAAGCGAAACUAGCAUGGCAACUGUUAUGAACCCUGGUAUCCCCUAUGUGGGCGGAAUUCCCGGAGGGAUGAGGGACGGACGUCAAAUCGUCAUCAACGGGACGGUGCCCCACCACGAGCACAGUUUUUCAAUCAACCUACAAACUGGCCCAAACAUAAAUCCCCGCUCCAACACCGCCCUCCACUUCAACCCACGGCUAAACGACAACUGUGUGGUCAGGAACAGCUACCAGCACCACAGCUGGGGAGGGGAGGAGAGGGGCGGGUACCAGCCCUUCCAGAGGGGGAUGCCCUUUGAAAUCACCAUACUUUGUCAGCAUCAUCAUUACAAGAUUUCCGUGAAUGGUAGACAUUUUUGCGACUUCCGCCACAGGGUCGAGAAACAUCACGUAAACACUCUGACGAUAGAGGGCGGUGUUCAGAUCCACAGCAUCCGGUUUGAUGGAGCACAUAGCCACGCCCAUGGUGUAGGGGGAUUUCUUGGUCGUGUAGUUGGAGAGAUUGCGAAGGCCGCCAUGCCCACACCCCCGCCGCCCGCCGGAGCCUACAACCCGUCCGGAGGGUAUCCGGCCGGGGGAUACCCGGGAGGAGCACCCCAGCCUAUUUAUAACCCCCCGGUGCCCUUUACUACGGCAAUUUCUGGAGGCAUUUUCCCUGGUAAAAUGAUUUUCAUUAGCGGAGUUCCAAAUCCAAAUGCGGAGAGAUUCACCAUCAACUUGAUGUGCGGUCCCUAUGACGGUAGUGACAUCGCUCUGCAUUGUGACGCACGCCUCCGCGUUGGCAGCGAGGUUGACGUUUUCGUGAGGAAUUCUUUCAUGGGCGGUGGCUGGGGAGGUCAGGAGACACACAGCCCAAAUUUUCCCUUCAUGCCUAAUGGCAGCUUUGACAUGAUCAUACUUGCAGAGAAAGACAAAUUCAAGAUUGCUGUCAACAACCAGCACUUGGUGGAGUACAACCAUCGUCUGCAACCACUGAAAAAAAUCGACACCUUGAAGAUCACGGGUGAUGUCCGAAUAAAACAAAUCCGCUUUCAGUAAUGACGUCAUUGGUUAAACGUUGUCGUGUUCAUCUGACUACUAGUAUAUUCUGUAGUUACAAAACAAAUAAUGUGGCCGACUUGUUCACUCCAUAUUAACAAAAAACAAUCAUGGAAAAUAAUAGGGUUUUUUUCUUUUUCUUUUGAGGAUAUUUUGAUACAUAUAAUAGAAAUGGGUUUGUUGGGGUGAAGGUGAGUGGCGUUUGUUGUUGUUGUUGUUGUUAUUGUUGUUUAAGGUGUUUGUUGGGUUUUUUAAUUAAAGAAAUAAUAGGAUGAUAUGCCGAUGGAAUAUUUUAUAAAAUUUAAUAAAACUUCUUAUGGAUCUUUUU